GCUUCCCCCUGGGGCAGCGCGGGCCAGAGGCGGCGAGCGCCGCGCUUCGGGCACGGCUGUGCCUGCCCAAAGUUCCCGUUUUCUCGGGGCUGCACGUCUUAUGAUCCAUUGUGUCAUCGCGCUCCGCUGGAGCGAGGGGAAGGCAAACCCCUCGCAGCCAAAUUUGGCACUGCCCGGGGGAGACAUGUCAGCGCCGGCGAGCUGCGGCGCCUGCUGAGCGACCCGCGGCGGGGGGGCGGGGAGGGUGCGGACUGCGCUGAGCCCGUGACCAUGCCGACUGGCCGCGCAGCAUGGCCAAUGGGACGGGGGCGCUCAUGCUGAAGUGCGUGGUGGUGGGAGACGGGGCCGUGGGCAAGACGUGCUUGCUGAUGAGCUACGCCAACGACGCCUUCCCCGAGGAGUAUGUGCCCACCGUGUUUGACCACUAUGCAGUCACUGUUACAGUUGGGGGAAAGCAGUAUCUGUUGGGGCUCUAUGACACAGCAGGACAGGAAGACUAUGAUCGUCUGAGACCUUUAUCUUAUCCUAUGACAGAUGUCUUCCUUAUCUGCUUCUCAGUGGUAAAUCCAGCCUCAUUUCAAAAUGUGAAGGAGGAGUGGGUACCAGAGCUAAAGGAAUAUGCACCUAAUGUGCCAUUUUUAUUAGUAGGAACCCAGAUUGAUCUUCGUGAUGAUCCAAAAACUUUAGCAAGAUUGAAUGAUAUGAAGGAGAAGCCUAUAUCUGCGGAGCAGGGACAGAAGUUAGCAAAAGAGAUAGGAGCCUGCUGCUAUGUGGAGUGUUCAGCUUUAACGCAAAAAGGACUGAAGACUGUUUUUGAUGAAGCUAUAAUAGCCAUUUUAACUCCAAAGAAACAUACAGUGAAAAAAAGAAUAGGAUCAAGAUGCAUUAACUGCUGUUUGAUCACGUGAGAGACAUUUGACAAUGGCCAUGCCUACUGUGAAUUUCUAUCAAAAUGUAAAUGAUAUAAUACAUAAGGGUGCAGAACAUAGAAGUUUGUAAGCUAAACUUGGGUAUUUAACCUCUGAAAUCAAUGAAAUCCAGAGGAAGAAAACUAAAACCAACCAAACUCUAGUAAGAA
This is a messenger RNA of Pelodiscus sinensis (Chinese soft-shelled turtle), 1078 nucleotides long. RefSeq names its product ras homolog family member Q (gene RHOQ). The record is from RefSeq and is a predicted model, not a curated record. Gene Ontology annotation, biological process: small GTPase-mediated signal transduction. Gene Ontology annotation, molecular function: GTP binding; GTPase activity. Lineage: Eukaryota; Metazoa; Chordata; Testudines; Trionychidae.